This is a messenger RNA of Mycena indigotica, 2223 nucleotides long. RefSeq lists its product as uncharacterized. Bases 1 to 2223 code for a protein of 740 amino acids. The record is from RefSeq and is a predicted model, not a curated record. The transcript is spliced from 3 exons. Lineage: Eukaryota; Fungi; Basidiomycota; Agaricomycetes; Agaricales; Mycenaceae.
AUGACAAAUACUUGGAUCCAGAAAUCUACUGACUCUAGCAGCGACACCAACGGUGGCACGGUGUCCAAUCCUCCUCGAACUCCCCCACGGCCAACCAAACCACACCCAGCCCUGGUAACUCCGUCGCAUGCUAGUUCUGCCACAGAGGAGGGCAACUACGAUGCUGUCGAAGAGGUGCAGGAUAUAAUGCAUGCCGAGUUAGAAGGGACAUGGCUCGAGGAGAGCGAUGAUACUCCCCUCCAAUCCCAUCUCAGCUCUGUCUUCGAUUCAAGCAAUGCUACAAGUAUGAAUCGGCGCAUCAGGGAUUGGAUUAAAUCAUACCAUGGAUACGACGAUGAACAAGAAAGGUGGCACGAAGUCCCUUCGACCAAGGACGAGAGCCAACUUUACAAGCCACUCGUCGCAAUUUUCAACGCCAUCCUCGCGUUAGGGGGUCAAGACAUCGAGUCGGACGAGGCUGGGAAUGUUGCCAGAAUGCGCAAAGCCGUUGACACGCAUCGAGUCUAUAUGCCACACACUCGCCCGGAAGCCGGAACCAAGCUCCUCAAAUCGGAGCCUGACAUUACCAUCUUUGCUAGCGGAGGCUGUAUUACAUCCGCGAAUACUAUUCCAACCUCGCCAAAGUAUCCUUACGUUGGGGCGCUCUGGGAUGGCAAACUUGUCCCUUCACUGACGAAUCAUGUCAAAGGGCAAAUCGCGGUCUACGCUCGCGAAGUCUUCAUCCAGCAACCCAACCGCAAAUUUGUCUACGUUAAUGUUAUCACUCCAGAGGUCCUCCGAAUCGUUCGCUUUGAUCGAGCUGGCUGCUAUUACACGCGUUGCAUCGACUAUCACAAGAACCCAGUGUUUUUCGUCAAGAUUGUGCUCCUUCAGACUGCGUUUGUCGAGGAACAUAUGGGAUUCGACACCUCUGUUUACUGGGAGAAUGGGCAGCGCAAAAUGAAGUUCUUACCUGACGAACUCUAUAGCCUCCAAACAGCGAAAUGGGAGAAAAAUACCCUCGAGAUCGUUCUCGAUCUUGACGAAGCUCCUCUUUUCGUCCGGCACUCUAUUCGCUCUCGCGGCACCGUAUGUUGGGGAGCUACAUACAAGGGACGCAGAUACGUAGUCAAAGACUAUUGGCGGACUGACGGCCGAGAAACGGAAUCUCAACUCCUCAAAGAACUCACCGGUGUGCGAGGUGUUGGGCAAAUGUUCGGCUUCCAUGACGAUCGGGACUCAAUCCACAUAAGCCGAGGGCCAGGGGGCUCUACCUCUGAAAUCCCCAUCGUUGACCGAUGGUUCAUGCGCAUUGCCACUUUGGAAUAUAGGGAAACUCUCGAGCAUGCCUUGCCACAGCAACUGAUCCAGGCAAUUAUCGACAUCGCAGAAGGUCAUCGCUUCAGUCUACUCGAAAAGGGCAUUCUUCACCGUGACAUCAGCUUCGCUAAUGUCCGUCUAUCCCCGUAUCCUGGCGAAACCGCAGUUAUCAUUGAUUGGGAUAUGGCAAAACGAAUGUCACAGUUGGUUACUGUUCUCACCGACGAGUCUGGCCAGAGAGAAGCUCGUAAAGACCGAACUGGCACCCGCGCUUAUCAAUCGUUCAAAUUAUUGAAUGGCUCAAACAAUACUGGCCACCACGACAACAUGGACGACCUAGAAUCCAUGUUUUACGUUUUGGUGCUGGUCCUCUUCGGCUACAAUGCAGAAGGAAUUAUUCACGAUGUUGAUGCUCUUCCGGACUUUAUUGAGGCCUGGCUGAAUCCGCGCACCUCUGUUACAGGACUGCGCAACAGCAAAGGCGAGAUCAUUAGGAGCGAGAUCAAGUACGGAGCCACCCGAUUCGGCCCUGAGUACGGACCCCAUUUCGACGUCCUGGCGAAUGAUUUGCGGCAGUUCUUUUUACGACAAGUUCUUCUAGUCGACGCAGCGCAAAGCAGAUUCAACUACAAGCCUUUCCCUGUGUUUUCGAUCGAGGCCGCCUCGGUAGCAUAUGAUGAGUUUCUCGAAUUGGCGCGUCGCACCCUGGACCUACUUCCGCUAGAUCCUGUCGAAGUAAACCACUCUUCCAUAUCCAGCUUACCAACUCCAAAACGCCGACUUGGUGAUACUGAAGCUGAAUCUCCCAGAGCCCGAAAGAAGGGGACGCCGGUCGAGGGAGAGGAUGCACAAUCGAAAAGCAGCAAAUUAACCAAACUCUGUUUGCAGCCAUCUGCGGGGCAGGAAGAAUCUGACUGGGAGUAA